AUGGCCUUCCAUCUGAGGCAUCCUGACAAAAACAAAGAUCCUGGAGCAGAAGACAAGUUCAUCCAAAUUAGCAAGGCUUAUGAGAUCCUUUCCAACGAAGAAAAGAGAUCGAAUUACGAUCACUACGGAGAUGCCGGAGAGAACCAGGGCUACCAGAAGCAGCAGCGACGAGAGUAUCGCUUCCGCCAUUUCCACGAGAAUUUUUACUUCGAUGAGUCUUUUUUUCACUUCCCUUUUAAUUCGGAGCGGCGGGACCCCAUUGACGAAAAGUAUUUAUUGCACUUUUCACAUUAUGUGAACGAAGUGGUUCCAGAUAGCUUCAAGAAACCCUACCUCAUUAAGAUCACUUCAGAUUGGUGCUUCAGCUGCAUCCACAUCGAGCCCGUUUGGAAAGAAGUGGUUCAAGAACUGGAAGGACUGGGUGUAGGAAUCGGCGUGGUCCACGCUGGGUACGAGAGACGCCUGGCCCAUCACCUGGGAGCACACAGCACACCCUCCAUCCUAGGAAUCAUAAAUGGGAAGAUCUCCUUCUUCCAUAAUGCAGUCGUCCGUGAGAACCUACGACAGUUUGUAGAAAGUCUUCUUCCAGGGAACUUGGUGGAGAAAGUAACAAAUAAAAAUUAUGUCCGAUUCCUCUCUGGCUGGCAGCAAGACAAUAAACCUCACGUCCUUCUGUUUGACCAAAUGCCCGUCGUACCACUGCUGUACAAGUUGACCGCUUUUGCAUACAAGGAUUACUUGUCAUUUGGAUACGUACAUGUCGGCUUGAGAGGGGCAGAAGAGAUAACAAGGCAAUACAACGUCAAUAUCUACACCCCCACCAUCUUGGUCUUUAAAGAACACAUCAACAAGCCUGCAGAUGUUAUCCAGGCCCGAGGUAUGAAGAAGCAGGUCGUUGACGACUUCAUCACCCAAAACAAGUAUCUACUAGCAGCCAGGCUCACCAGCCAGAAGUUGUUCCAUGAGCUGUGCCCCGUGAAACGGUCUCACCGACAGAGGAAGUACUGUGUGGUUUUACUGACUCCCGAGGCUACCAAGCUGGGGAAACCCUUUGAGGCUUUCCUGUCCUUUGCCCUGGCAAACACACAGGACACAGUGAGAUUCGUGCACAUGUACAGUAACCGGCAGCAGGAGUUUGCCACCACCUUAGUACCGGACAGCGAUACGUUUCCAGGAAGAUCCGCGGUGUCUAUCUUGGAAAGGCGCACCACGGGAGGAAGGGUAGUGUAUAAAACCCUCGAAGCUCCCUGGACAGGGAGCGAGAGCGAUAAGUUCACCCUCCUGGGCCAUCUCGACCAGCUGCGCAGAGACCCCGCUCUCCUGUCCUCGGAGGCAGUGCUCCCCGACCUGACCGAUGAACUUGCCCCUAUCUUCCUCCUCCGGUGGCUCUACUCCGCUUCCGACUACAUCUCGGACUGCUGGGACAGCAUAUUUCACAACAACUGGCGGGAAAUGAUGCCCCUUCUGUCCCUGGUCUUCUCUGCUCUCUUCAUCCUCUUUGGCACAGUCAUCGUUCAGGCUUUCAGUGACUCGAACGAUGAGCGAGAGUCAAACCCUCCAGAUAAAGAGGAAGUCCACGAGAAGGCCGGGAAGACUGAGCCAAGCUUCACCAAAGAAAACAGCAGCAAGAUCCCUAAAAAGGGCUUCGUGGAGGUAACGGAACUCACAGACGUGACAUACACCAGUAACCUGGUCCGCCUGAGGCCGGGCCACAUGAACGUGGUCCUCAUCCUGUCAGACCCCACCAAGACCAGCCUACUGCAGAAGUUCGCGUUGGAGGUCUACACAUUCACUGGGAGCAGCUGCCUGCACUUCUCCUUCCUGAGUCUGGACAAACACAGAGAAUGGCUGGAGUACUUGCUGGAGUUUGCUCAAGAUGCCGCCCCGAUCCCAAACCAGUAUGACAAGCAUUUCAUGGAACGGGACUACACGGGUUACGUGCUGGCCCUGAACGGCCACAAGAAAUACUUCUGCCUCUUCAAGCCCCAGAAAGCAGUGGAAGAGGAGGAAGCCAUGGGGUCUUGCGGUGCCCUUGACUCUUCCCUCCAUCUGGGCGAAUCGCGGGGGAAACCUUCCUGUGGCCUUGGACCCAGGCCCGUCAAAGGAAAAUUGAGCAAGUUGUCCUUAUGGAUGGAGCGGCUGCUGGAAGGCUCCUUACAGAGGUUUUAUAUCCCGUCGUGGCCCGAACUAGACUGA
This is a messenger RNA of Puma concolor (puma), 2196 nucleotides long. The record is from RefSeq and is a predicted model, not a curated record. NCBI's taxonomy places the organism in Eukaryota, Metazoa, Chordata, Mammalia, Carnivora, Felidae.